AUGGGGGGAGGUUUCUGCAGCCAGAGUCUCCAUGGCCUUGGGGGGAAGAAGACGAUCUCUAUCAGUGUGGCUGGAGGUGGCACCUGGGCUGGUGGGUUCAGCGGGGCUGGUGGGUUCGGGGGGCCUGGUGGGGGAUGUUUUGGAGGCAGUGGUUUUGGAGGUGGUGGAAGAGGGAUGGGUGGAAGCUUUGGUGGAAGAGCUGGGGGCUUUGGUGGAGGAAUUGGAGGCUUCAGAGGAGGAGCCAGGGGUUUCUGCAGAGGAGCUGGUGGCUUCGGUGGUUCUGGAAGCUUUGGUGGUCCUGGUGGCUUUGGUGGCCUCCGUGACCUCAGUGAUCUGGGUGGCUUCCUGGGUGGAAUCCAGGAAGUGACUGUCAACCAGAGCCUUCUGCAGUCCCUCCAGGAGACUGACCUUAAGUUUGGGCAAGUAAAGGCCCAGAAGCGGGAGCAGAUCAAGACCCUCAACAAUUUUGCCUCCUUCAUCGACAGGUAUGAAGAUGAGGUCAGCAAGUGCACAGCUGCAGAGAAUGACUCUGUGGUCCUGAAGAAGGAUGUCGAUGCUGCCCACAUGACAAAAGUGGAGCUGGAGGUCAACGUGGAGAGGAUGAUAGGCGAGAUGAACUUCCUGAAAGCCCUCUACGAUGCUGAACUGUCCCAGAUGCAGUCAGACACCAGCAACACGUCUGUGGUUCUUUCCAUGGACAACAACCGCUGCCUGUACCUGGACUGUAUCAUUGCCAAGGUCUGCACCCAGUAUGAGGAGAUUGCCCAGAGGAGCUAGGCCAAGGCCGAGGCCCUGUACCAGACCAAGUUGGGGGAGCAGCAGACCACGGCCAGCAGGCAUGGGGAUGACCUGAGGAACACCAAGAAUGAGAUCAUGGAGCUCAACAGGAUGACCCAGAGGCUGUGGGUGGAGAUCGAGAGCAUCAAGAAGCAGAACGCCGAGCUGCAGACGACCAUCGCUGAUGCAGAGCAGCGCUAGGAGGUGGCCCUCAAGGACACCAAUGCCAAGCUUCAGGACAUCAAGUCUGGACUGCGGCAGGCCAAAGAGGACCUGGCCCCGCUGCUUUGUGCGUACCAGGCGCCGAUGAAUGCCAAGCUGGCCCUGGACGUGGAGAUCGCCACCUACCGGACCCUCCUGGAGGGCGAGGAAUGCAGGGUGUCUGGGAGGUGCCAGAGUUCCGUGAGCCUCGCCUGUCCUCCCCACUCCUUGCCGGAUCUCGGCGGGGCGUCACCCCCGGGAAGACCUGCGGCUCGGGACUGUGGGAGGGGCUGGCGUGCCGGGCGGACACUGCCAGGCUCCCUGACCCCGACCCUCUUUGCAGAGACCGGCCACAGCAGCACUGGCGGCGGCUGCGCCCUGGGAGGAGGAGUCGGAGCCCGGGCCCGCGGCGGUAGCCGGGGCCGCAGCGGCUGGGUCUUGGGCGGGAGCUCCGCGGUGCUCGGGGGGCUUCUGUGGCUCCGGGACUCCUGCGCCGUCAGCCGGGGUGGCGGCGGCGGCAGCAGCAGCGCGGCCAGAGUCUCACAAAGCUCCUCCUAG
Messenger RNA from Gorilla gorilla gorilla (western lowland gorilla), 1536 nucleotides. Its product is annotated as keratin, type II cytoskeletal 2 epidermal. Lineage: Eukaryota; Metazoa; Chordata; Mammalia; Primates; Hominidae. Gene Ontology annotation, cellular component: keratin filament. Gene Ontology annotation, biological process: intermediate filament organization; keratinization. The record is from RefSeq and is a predicted model, not a curated record. Gene Ontology annotation, molecular function: structural constituent of skin epidermis.